Molecule: messenger RNA, 1884 nt
Organism: Parnassius apollo (apollo)
Lineage: Eukaryota; Metazoa; Arthropoda; Insecta; Lepidoptera; Papilionidae
Source: the annotation of a GenBank genome assembly
AUGUUUAUAUUGCCCCUGGAUGUAUCUUCUACUGUUUAUCGCCAAUGCCUUCAAGAUAAUACUACUAAUCCAGCUCCAGUAGUACAAAGUAAUAACUCAAGUACAGACAUACCAAAUCAUUGCCAAAAGCCAUGGAGUUAUGUACCAGAUACAGUAUUUCCUAACCUUUGGAGAGUUGUUUAUUGGACUUCACAAUGUUUGACUUGGCUCAUCAUGCCAAUGAUGCAGUCAUAUAGCAAAGCUGGUGACUUCACAGUCAAAGGCAAACUAAAAUCUGCUUUAGUAGAUAAUGCCAUCUAUUAUGGAUCAUACUUACUCAUAUGUGGUAUAUUACUUAUAUACAUAGCCCUAAAACCAGGCGUUUAUUUAGAUGGAUCUAAAAUUAAAGCUAUAGCAUCUUCUGCCAGCAACACAUGGGGACUGUUUUUAUUAAUUCUAUUACUUGGAUAUGCAUUGGUGGAAGUACCACGAAAUUUGUGGAACAACUCAAAGAAGAACUACACUCUCACUUAUUGUUAUUUUAAAAUAGCCAAAUUAAGUACAGAUAAAUGUGAAGCAGAGGAAACAGUGGAUGAUAUUUUGCAUAGCUUAAACUCAGUUAUGGCAGCCGUUGGUCCCGGCCAUCCAUUACAUCGUCAUGUUGAGACAAUCGUUCAGAAGUUACCGAUUCAGCUGCGAGAUCGACUCAGUUCCCUCGUGCCUCCUGAGAGAUCUACACCUCCAUCUUUCAAGUCGCUUGUUAAUUUGCAUAAGAAGACAAUCAAAGCUCUUCAUGUCCUGCAACGCACGGAGACCCAGUGGGGUAUAAUGUUGGAGCGUAUAUACCAUCUAGAAGAUGUCGCUUCGAACUCGAGGUCUCCGGAUCACCGCUUUCAACAUACCUUCCACACGCCGCGCCCUCGACUGCAGAGGAUACUGUACCCGCCUAUGAUUGAAUGGUACUGGGAGUGUUUCCUCAAACCAUACUUUCUGAAGACAAUGGCGGUCGUGACCUGCAUACUGUCCGUGGCUGUGGUGUGGUCAGAAGUUACUUUCUUUUGUAAGAACCCCGUCCUGUCCAUAUUUGCCAACAUUGUGAUAGCUGCUAAAGACAGUUAUAAUUAUGCAGCUAUUGUGUCAAUAUCAACACUAAUAAUUGCCUACAUGUUCUACUGUGCGUACUCCACGGUGCUAAAGAUCCGGCUGCUCAACUUGUAUUACUUGGCCCCGCAUCAUCAGACCAACGAGUACAGUUUGAUAUUCUCCGGAAUGAUGGUCUGUCGCCUCACGCCGGCCAUGUGCCUCAAUUUCCUCAGUCUUAUACACAUGGACUCGCACGUCAUCAAGGAGAGGAUCAUGGAGACCUAUUAUACACAGAUAAUGGGUCACAUGGACGUGCUAGGCAUCAUAGCAGAGGGCUUCAACAUUUACUUCCCGAUGCUGGUGGUACUUCUGUGCCUGGCCACCUACCUGUCGCUUGGCAGCCGACUGCUCUCCCUCUGCGGCUUCCAGCAGUUCGUCGGCGACGAUGAGCUCACCACCGACCUCGUGGACGAGGGUCGGGAGAUUGUUAAACGAGAGAAACGCAAACGGCAACGCGCCGAGGAAUCGAUGACGCGCCGCCGCGACUACAGCGAAAGGUUCAGCAACUACCGUAGCGCGAGGGACAACCAAGAUGGAGCCCACACCGGGCUCCUCAAUGACGUGGAUUCAGACUACUAUGUGACUCAGAGUCCAGAAAGAACACACAAUGUAAGCAGUUACCAGCGCGCAGAAGUCCCGUACCAGGAUGAUUUAGACAAACGUUUCGGAGAAAGCACUCUACCAUCAAUCAAAACAGAGUUUGAAGACCGACGGAGGGACAAAAUGACGAUGCCUCCCAGAGGACUCUUUGAUGAUGUUUAG